AUGGCGAAAACUAAUAUUCUGGACAGUACGAAAACUGAUAUACUGGGUAUAUAUACUGGACCUCCAAGCGAAGAAGUGUCUAUUACUAUUCCUGAGCUGGUGCUAACGAGCUCACCCACAAAUCUAGAGGCAAAGGUAAUUACCGGACAAAUACUCAUUGAAUUCGUGCCUGUACCAGAGGAAGAAUUCAAGAUGUUUGGCGAGAACAAAGGGUGCAAGAUUACCCUUUGUAAAGUAAAGGAAAUCACACAAACAUGUCUUUCGAGGCGUGCUCCAGCGCAGUCACGCAGCGUGGAAUUCAUCGAUUUCGAUGAAUACGGUUUGACUGAUGCUCUGUUUAUUUUUAUAUUGUUUUCCUACAAAACUUGCUCCGGAAAAUGA
This is a messenger RNA of Haemonchus placei, 381 nucleotides long. The record is from the annotation of a GenBank genome assembly. Lineage: Eukaryota; Metazoa; Nematoda; Chromadorea; Rhabditida; Trichostrongylidae.